Aspergillus aculeatus ATCC 16872 is the source of this 1509-nucleotide messenger RNA. RefSeq lists its product as uncharacterized. The transcript is spliced from 2 exons. Lineage: Eukaryota; Fungi; Ascomycota; Eurotiomycetes; Eurotiales; Aspergillaceae. The coding region runs from base 1 to 1509 and encodes 502 amino acids. The record is from RefSeq and is a predicted model, not a curated record. Gene Ontology annotation, biological process: transmembrane transport. Gene Ontology annotation, molecular function: transmembrane transporter activity.
AUGAAAGGCCAGGAAACGCCACCGCUGUCCACCACCGAAGAUGUUCAAAAUGACGUGGAGAAGAAUCGAAGCGAUGCCUCACCAGACGCCCCCUACAGCAUCCUCUCCGAACGGAAGAAAGUCUGUCUGAUGAUCACCGCUUCGUUCGCGGGCCUGAUUUCUCCCCUGUCGAGCUCGGUCUACUUCCCAGCCCUAGAUUCUCUGGCCGACGCCAUGCACGUCUCCUCCACGCGCAUCAACCUCACCGUCACGAUGUACCUCAUCUUCCAAGGCAUCGCCCCCUCCUUCACCGGUUCCUUCUCCGAUACGCACGGACGCCGCCCCGCCUAUUUAAUCUGCUUCGUGAUCUACUUCGGGGCCAACAUCGGCCUAGCCCUGCAAACCAACUAUGCCGCCCUGAUGGUUCUCCGCUGCCUGCAAGCGUGCGGCAGCAGCGGCACCAUCGCGCUGGGUAGCGCCGUUGUGGCCGACGUCUCGACGCGGGCUGAACGAGGCAAAUACAUCGGCUACGCCAGCAUGGGGCUGACCCUGGGGCCAGCCCUGGGUCCAGUGGUCGGGGGACUGAUCGACCAUUUCUGCGGCUGGCGCUGGAUCUUCUGGUUCUUGACCAUCCUCUCCGGCGUGUUCCUGGCGGCCAUCGCCCUUUUUCUGCCUGAAACCUGCCGCACACUCGUGGGCAACGGCUCGAUCCCCGCCGCGCGAUGGAACCGACCCAUCUUCAGCGUUCUGGCACCCAAACCCACACCCUCACCCACCACAACCACAACCUCAACCUCCCCACAAACACCCAAACGCCUCAACCCCCUCCGCUCCGCCCGCCUCGUCCUCGACAAAGAAAACGCCCUCAUUCUCAUCUACAGCGCCCUGCUGUACGCCGGCAUGGCCGCCGUGCUGACCACGCUAACCACCACCCUGGCAACGCAUUACCACUUCAACACCAUCCAAAUCGGCCUCUGCUACCUACCGAUGGGGCUGGGCAGCCUCACCUCGCGGUACACGGUGGGAUUCCUGCUGGACCGGACCUUCCGACGCCACGCCCACGCGCAGCGCCUCAGCAUCAUCAAGAACAAACAGCAGGACAUCGGCGCCUUCGACAUCGAGCGCGCGCGCCUGGUCGUCACGAUCCCGCUGGCCUACGCCGCGGCGCUCGUGUUCCUCGCCUACGGCUGGGUGAUGCAGUACCGUGUCUCCUUGGCGGGGCCCGUGGUCACCCUGUUCGUGGGCAGCCAUCUGCUGACUGGGGCGUUCACGGCGCUGGGUACCCUCAUGGUCGAUCUGAAUCGGGGCAGUCCCGCCACGGCGGUGGCGGCUAAUAAUCUGGUCCGGUGUUUGUUGGGCGCCGGAGCGACGGCGGCGGCCGCGCCGGUGAUUGAGGCGAUUGGGAUCGGGUGGAUGGCGGUUGUGAUGGCCGCGGUGUGGGUGGUGGCGAGUCCGUGUCUGUGGGCGGUGUAUUUUUGGGGGUUUGGGUGGAGGAAGAGGAUGAAGGGGAUGGAGGGGGAGAGAGAGUAA